Messenger RNA from Bombus pascuorum, 4724 nucleotides. RefSeq names its product glutamic acid-rich protein-like. The transcript is spliced from 6 exons. The coding region runs from base 1183 to 4344 and encodes 1053 amino acids. Gene Ontology annotation, molecular function: zinc ion binding. Lineage: Eukaryota; Metazoa; Arthropoda; Insecta; Hymenoptera; Apidae. Gene Ontology annotation, cellular component: nucleus. The record is from RefSeq and is a predicted model, not a curated record.
UAUAAUUCAAUUGUUUAUUCCUUUCGAAAUAAGUUUAUAAUAUUCGAUGUACAUGCUAUUUUUACUUAAACUUAAAAAUUUUACCCGCGUGAACUGCGCGCGCCGGUAGAUAAACCCGCGAACGCGCAGAAACCAUUAACCCUGAGUUCGAUCAGUAGUCCUAAUGUUGAACUACCCUGAUCGACGAAAACAAUAAUUCGUAGACGAGCAAUUACUAAAUUUAGAAAUUAUAGUACCGCACGAAGCAGGACAAAGGACGUUGUUCUGCGUUCGUUGUCGGCUCUCACAGUGACGUCUACGUUGGUUGAAUCGGUGAUAAUUCCGGUCCAAUGGUCCAGAUCGUGCAAAAUAGAACCGACCGACCAUCAGCUAUUGUGUGCAUUGCGUAUCGUCAAUUAAGUACAAUGACCGGCAUUAAAGAUCCGACUGAACAACCGAAGUUGGAGAAAAUAAAACAAGGAAAUGAUCAAAUGAAUGCUAUUGUUAAAAAAAGUUUUACGGAUUUAACAAAUACUUACAUGCAAGAUUUAUUCAAGUUUUCUGAAGACAUGGCAGAAUCCUUCAGGUCAAUAUUAGAUAACAUAAAAGUUCGUAUCGAACAAUUUCACGCACAGAAUCGAUCUAUAUUUGAUUUAUUUUCACUUUCACCACUGCAAAAAUGGUCUCAACGUGAACACUAAAAGACCGAAGAUGUGGAAGUAUCAAUGUUUUUUGAUAGAUACAUGUUUUUGGAAAAUAUACUUGUACCUAAAUUGACCAAAAUAUUUAAGUCGCACAUUCUUGAUGAAAUAAAAGCGUUAUGAAUGUUUAAAACCUAAAAUUACUUUAAUAAAGGAAAAUCUAGAGAAAAAGCAAUUAUUAUUUACUUAUUAGGACACCUUAAUUAUCAAAUACUGAUAUUAUUUUAUUACAUAACGACAGUAAUUAAAACGUAAUUGAUGUUUAAGGUUUCAAAUUUAACGGUCAAAAUGUUUAACACAUAUAUGUUUCGAUAGGUCGACAUAGCGUACGUUGUACGCCAUCUUAGUGGAGUACUAUUACCGCCAAUCUACUACGUUUCAAUGAAUUUUGUUACUUACUAUAUAACUAAAAUUUAAUGUUAUUUUCGAAUUGAUGUCUGAGUAUUUGAUUCUUUUAUUAUUUAAACAAUCGGUUUUCGUUCUUUAAGUUCUAUGUAUCAGUAUGUCAAGCCAGUACUGUUUUCUCUGUGCGACUGAUGAAGGUGUUUUCUUGGAUGUUACAGCGGACAACAAACAAAUGUAUUAUGACCAACUCGAAAUUUGCUCACUUAUUAAGGUACUAAAAGCAGAUCAAUUGCCAACCAAAAUUUGUCACAAAUGUGCAUAUGAAUUAAAUCAAUGCAGCUCUUUUAUAGAAAAAUAUAAACGUGCUACAAAACAAAAAAUAAAUGUUCGCAGACAUUGUUGUAGUCUAUGUCGUGAACCAGCAAAAAACGAAUUUAUCUUUGAUAUUAGUAAAGAGAAGAACUUGCAGCAUAAUCCAUUUCACAAAAUACAGGAACUCCUUAAUACAAAGAACAGUGGAAAGGUUUAUGGAGAGUAUAAAUUCAUAUGUUUAUCUUGCCGAUAUGUGAUAGAUGUAUUGAUAGAUUUAAGGAACAUAUGUGAAGAAACUACAAUUAAAUUGGAAGAUACAGCUGAUAAAAAAAUAAAUUACUUAACUUUCCCUAAGAUAAAAACAACCAUUGUAAGUCGCAAAACUACCAGCACUGAACCUAAUAGAAUAAAUUUAAACGCAUUUCUGGAAUCAGAGAGUGAUUCUGACGAAAUGACUCGCACACGAUCUCGAAAUAACAAAUUAAACGAACAAACAAAGUCGCAAAUUUGUAGUAAAUGUCAUAAUUCUAUUAAAACUGAUGAUGAUAUAUUCAAGAUUCAUAAAACAGGAGAAAUUGUAUGUAAAUGUUGUUGGAAAAAUAUGGAUAUUUGUAAAAGUAAACCUGAGAAAGAAGUAUCAAAUGACAAACAAAUCAAACUUUGUACAGUUUUUUUAAAAGAUGUAUUAAAAGAUUAUAAAAUAAAGAAGGAGAAGCUCUAUAGGAUUGAUGAGGACGAUGAAGGCAAUAAGACAUAUGUUGUAAUGGACACAAAUUUGACAAAUGAAAAUAAAUCCAGUAAGCCAGUUAGUAAUAUAAAAAAUGAUAUACAAAAGCAAAGUCAAAAGCGUUCUAGUAAAAAUCUAAGAACUGCAGAUAAGGACUCAAAUAGUGAAGAUGUAUCUAAUAAAAAACAUAAGCCUGAUGUAAAAGAAAUAAGUGAAACUGACUCAAAGCAGUCCAGUUUGAUUGCACAACAGGCAAAGCAAGUUACACAGAAGGAUGGUAAGCAUAAUAUUAAUCAAAGUUCUGAUUCAGAUUCUUCUAUUCAAAAAAUUGCAAAAAAUAGCGGCAGCCGUUUAACAAGACAUAAACGAGCAACUGGCUCAUCCUUAUCGGAUGCAGAUAUUGACAAUAAGUACAAUCGUAAAAGAUUAAAGACUAUUUUAAGUGGUAUUCCUAUAAGAAGAAAUCGUAAUGUAGACGUGAGUUACGAAUCGUCGUCAAAUGAGGAUGUUGUAUCAAAGAAAAAACGAUUGGGCUUUGCAAGUACUUCAUCUGUUACUAUAAAAAUAUGUGAUGACGAUAAUGAUCAGGAAAACUUUGAAAAGAAUGUACGAAAAACGAACAGAAAGAGUACUAAAAAACUCGCGAAACUUCCUACAGUUACAAAUUCCCAAGAAUUGCAGUCCCCAAAAUCUGACGAUAAAGAUGAUAUAUUUAAGACUCAAACAUAUGUAUGCGAUGAAUGUGGAGCUAGUUAUGAAAAUAAAUUUAUAGGAUUGACACACAAAUUGACACAUUAUAAACAACCACAAUUAAAAUUACAGAAAUUAAGUAAUGAAACUUGGAUGAAAGAAACAUCAGGUCCAAGUGAAGCAGUAGAUGAUCAGGUAGAAGAUUUGCCUGAGACUAUACAAAUUGCGAUAGAAGAUGAUGAAGAAGAAUUGAUGGAAAGUGAAAAAAAUGUUAACACAAGUAAUCGUGCAGAUAUGAAUUCUAAUACAGGAAGUAAUAUUAAUUCGCCAAAAAAGGAAGCAGUAGAAGAUGCUGUUGAUGUAAAACUUGUCAUGAAAGAAUCUGAUGAUGACCAGACACAUAAGACUGAGAAAGAAACAGAAGAUCUGCAAGAAGAUGAAGUUGCAGAAAUAAAUAUAAGUUCGUCGCAAAAUGAAACUAAAACUAAAGAAGAUACGGAUAAAGAAAAUGAAAAAGAAAAUGAGGAUAAUUACAAUAAUAAUGAUGAAAUUGAUAAAAAUAUUCAUGGAUCUAUAAAAUGUGUGAAUUCAGAAGAAAUAAUGGGAAUUUCACAUAGUGAUUCUGAAGACAAACAAGAAAAUAAUAAAGAAAAAUGUAAACAGAUGGAGGAAGAUAAACAAGAAAACGAGGAAGAUAAACAAGAAAACGAGGAAGAUAAACGAAAAAACGAGGAAGAUAAACGAAAAAACGAGGAAGAUAAACGAAAAAACGAGGAAGAUAAACGAGAAAAUGAAAAAGGUAAACAAGAAAACGAGGAAGAUAAAAGUAAGGUAGAGGAAAAACAAACUGAAAUAGUUGAAGAAGUUAAAGUAGUUAAAGAAAGAGGAGGAGAAGAAGAUGCAAAGAGUGAUUUAGAUAUUAAUGAUGAUGAGAAAGGAAAACAGGAAAAGGAACAAGAAAAGGCAAUAUGCAACGGGCAAACGAUUGAAACGAUUAAUAAAGAAAGUUUAAAGAAAUUCAGUGAAGAUUGUGUUGAGGAUACUAUGGAAGAAAAUGGUAUUGAUGUUUCAAAGAAAAUUGAACAAAGUGAUAUUAAACAUAAGGAAACAAACAAUGGAACGGACAUAGCCGAUGAUGAAGGUGAUUUAACAAUACUUGCCGAACAAAGAUCGCCUAAAUCGAUACAAAAAAGAAUAUCCUGCAAUGAAAAUAGAAUGCAAAUAAAAGUAGAUGAUUCUGAUUCAAAAAAAUCCGAAGUUUUGGAGAGGACUAUAUUACUCGAAGAAGAUACGACUGAUAAGGAGAAUUUCAAUAGAAAUGAUAUGGAAAUCGUGGAUGUAGAUUCUUCACAACGAAAAGAUUCAAUGAGCGAUUCUGCAAAUGCAGCAGCAGAAGUGUUACGAGAAGUAUUUGAUUUAGCAAGUGCAAAAGUUCUAAAACGACAAGAGGUUAUUGAUAUAAAUAUCGACUCUGAUUCCACCGAAACGGAGACUUUGGAAAACAUAUCACGUGAAAUACAAAAUAUUGUUGAUAUGCCAUCUCUCAAAAUUGACGACUCCAAAACUGAAAAUGAAGCACAUGUGGAGUAGUGUAUAAAUAUACAUAUACGUAUACAUAUACGUAUAUGUAUACGUAUACAUAUACGUAUAUGUAUAUUUAUUUAUGUAUAUGUAUAUUUAUGUAUUAUAUACGUCUAAAUAUACAUAUACGUAUAUUUAUACACAUAUAUUUAUGAGAUCACUUUUUUUUAUAAAACUUAAAUAUAGUUUUUACACAGUCAAAAGGUCAAGUUUCCUCCUCUUCUGUUGCUUAGAAGAUGUACCAUAUUAUUAAUUCUCAUUUACAUGAAAGGUAUAAAAUGGAACAAUUAUUUCAUUGGUAUUUCAAAUUAAAAGAUGAAGUGUAUAAUGGUAUUUUACUUUUCAGAGAUUAGUAGCCUUUUGUAUACGAGUUCAUUUUAUCAUAGAAA